Messenger RNA from Lathyrus sativus (Indian pea), 210 nucleotides. The record is from the annotation of a GenBank genome assembly. NCBI's taxonomy places the organism in Eukaryota, Viridiplantae, Streptophyta, Magnoliopsida, Fabales, Fabaceae.
AUGACAAUUAAUAAAUCCCAUGGCGAAUCACUUGAUUGUGUAGGAUUGUAUUUGUCCGCUCCUUUUUUUAGUCAUGGCCAAUUGUAUGUUGUAAUCUCAAGAGUUAAGAGAAAAUGUGGGUUAAAAUUCUUAAUACACAACAAAGAGAAUGAAUCAUGUUUAACUACUAUAAAUGUCGUGUUCAAAGAAGUCUUUCAAGCACUGUAUUAA